AUGUCGUCGGCCGACAUAGCCGCAUGCUUCCCGUCGGAGCACGACUCGCUCCUCGGAACCGAUGUGGAGUCGCGAAGGCGCUCGUCGAAACCCUUCUAUUUAUCGCGGUCGUCGCUCGAAACGCGCGAGAAGGCACAAGGCGGCUUAGCCGGCUGGUGGGCGCGCUUCGGCGAGGGCGGCACGAUCUUCGACGCGUUCCUGAUGGAGGCUUCGCAGCAGGUCGGCCAGUCGUUAUUGACGCUGCCGUGGGCGUUUAGCCUGAUGGGCUACGGGUGGGCCAUAACGUCGCUGCUGGGGCUCUCAUUAAUCUCAAUGUGGACGCAACAUCUAUUGAUUGCGCUCCACGCCGAGUACCGCAUGCGCCUGGCGCAGGACAAGGAGCACCCGCGCCACGGCGACGAGGACUACAUCGCGUCCUACCACGAAGUAUUUGGCUACCUCAUGAAUAAAUGGUGGGGCCGCUUCUCGGUCGUCAUCGUCUUCCUGGCUUUACUAGGCUUGACCGUCGCGCAGAUCCUCUCGACGGCGUCCAAUCUCUAUUUAUUGAACGAGUCGCUGCCGACGCGUACCUAUGCGAUCAUCUGUGGCGCUGUGUUUUCUCUGCUCUCAUUCCUGCCGACGUUCCGGCACUACCGCCUCUUCGUCCUCGUGGGCCUCAUCGCCACGUUUUAUACGGCUUGCGCGUUCGCGGUGUCACUGGGGGAAUCGCGUCGACGUAUUGGGGACGAGUCGACGCAUCGCAGGCUUCCUCACGUUCAACGCCAUCUCGCGCGGCCCGAACGGAGGCGUCUCGCACGACAGCCCGACGCGCAAGCAGAAGUUCUUCACGGGGUUCAGCGAUUUACUGUUUAUGUUCGGCGGCCACACGGCUGCCAUCGAGAAGGCCGACGCGACUGGCAGUGCAUAAAUCAAACCGUCGCCGCGCGUCUCCGCCACGGCUGAAUCACGGCCUCCACGCCAUCUACGCGACGCCAGCUCGAUGGCGUGGCGGUGCGGUCUCUCUCCGCUCGAUUCAGCCUGCGCGAUCACGUUCUCGCCGAGCACCCGACUUACUGGUUGAUUUGUGCACAGGUGAUGGACAACCCAAAGAUCUAUGACUACGCAUACGCCCUCGCUACGAUAUACGUCUAUGUCAUCACGCUGCCGACGGGCAUAACUGGCUUCCAUACCUUCGGUCGCGAGGCGCAGCACCACGCGAACGGCUUCUACAUGUACGCGAAGUCGCCCGCUAGAGACAUCGGCGUCGGGCUCAUGUGUUUCCACGAAUUCGUGGCCUUCGGUUUGUUCGCCGGACCGCUCUGGCACAUGUGGGAAAAAUUCCUGCACGUCGAUAAGUCGCACUACCUGGUCCGGACGGCGUCGCGCUACGUAGUCAACGCGUUCAUGGUCUUAUUCGCGGUCAUGUUCCCGUUCUUCGGCGUCAUCAACUCGGUGCGGCUCGGUGUAGAACCCGCAGACGUCGCAUGGCGUGGGGGUGGACGCGUGUCCCACGCAGGUGCUCGGCGCCUUCACGACGACGUUUGGCAGCUUCCUCAUCCCGGCGCUGGCCUGGAACCUCUAUUAUAAUUCGGACGAGCGCAUCAAACAGAUGCCGAAGCCGAUCGCCCUCGGCCUUAACGUGAGCACGGUCAAGGUCAUGAACUGGGUCUUUAUAUUGAUUAUACUCGUCCUUGGGCUCGGCAUGGGCGGCUGGGCGAGCAUCAAGACCAUGGACGAGAAGGUCAAGGAGUUCGAGCUCUUCGACCGGUGCAACGGGUGCUAG
Molecule: messenger RNA, 1762 nt
Organism: Pelagomonas calceolata
Lineage: Eukaryota; Pelagophyceae; Pelagomonadales; Pelagomonadaceae
Source: the annotation of a GenBank genome assembly